AUGGGUUCUAGUGCCAAGAAGAAGAAGGAGAAGCAGAAAGACUUCCAGACUCUUCCAAGAGACGAGAUCAAGCAUGGCACGGAGCACGCAUCAAUGUACAUACGGGCAGGAAUGACGCAUUUGUCCGCCGAUAUAAGUAACGACUCGCUGGCCGAGAUGGAAUGGCUACUCGAGGUAGCUGGUCCCGAGCUGGUCAACUGUCCAGGUGGAUGGGUUAAGACUCUUGGUACAUUUUGUGCAAUGAUGGGCUGGGCUGUAUCUUCUUCUAAUGGGGGUUGGACUUCGGCCACACGCACGUCAAUGAAAGCCAAGGACGCUCAAACCCUUGCCAAACAGAUCACAGCACUGUCUCGGUUUCUCCAAGCUGGAUUCGCGGAUGAAUCAUCUCAAGUGGAGAGCUCUUCUCAAUACUGGGAUACUCUGUACAGAGUACCUCUUGCGCCGAAUUCCUUUGAAUAUCUCAAUCUCUCUGGCGCUCGUCGUGAUGAAGAAGGCGAGAUGUAUUCAAAUCGAGCGGCCCGACAAGAAAUAUUCUGCAAGAGAUUUCUUGAUGCUAUUAACAAGGGCCUUGAUAAGGCCAAGAAAGAAGGAGGUGCCACUGGUCGUGCUGCCUCUUUAAUGGAGCAGAUUUUGAAAGACGGCCUGGCCGAUUUUGAGCCUUUAGCUGCAAUGGAUACACAAGAUCUGCUCGAUUUAUGGUGA
Molecule: messenger RNA, 702 nt
Organism: Metarhizium acridum CQMa 102
Lineage: Eukaryota; Fungi; Ascomycota; Sordariomycetes; Hypocreales; Clavicipitaceae
Source: RefSeq, a predicted model, not a curated record